Molecule: messenger RNA, 1261 nt
Organism: Alligator sinensis (Chinese alligator)
Lineage: Eukaryota; Metazoa; Chordata; Crocodylia; Alligatoridae
Gene: DPY30
Product: dpy-30, histone methyltransferase complex regulatory subunit
Exons: 5
Coding region: 261-674 (137 amino acids)
Cellular component (GO): Set1C/COMPASS complex
Source: RefSeq, a predicted model, not a curated record
GGGGGCGUGUCCAAUUCUGCGCAGGCGCAGCUGACGUCUGCGUUGCAACCCCUUCCCUCCAGCGUGCAGGCGCAGUUGGGACUAGUGACGGCAGCGCGGCUCCAUGACGCUUCCGGCGAAACAAUUUACGACGCUGUAAGGCGUGACGCGCUCGUGGUGUUGGUUGCUGUGGAGAGGUUGGUGCCGUCGCUGGGUCGCGUCCUGACAGGCCAGGUCUUAGCCGGCUGGCUGCGUAGCAGGCAGCUUCUGCCCUCGCAAGGAUGGAGGCCGAGCAGAUGAUGGAGGGGCAGCCUCAGGUUCCAGAAAACCCCCACGCAGAGUACGGACUCACGGAAAACGUGGAGAGAAUCGUAGAAAAUGAGAAGAUUAACGCUGAGAAAACAUCAAAGCAAAAAGUGGAUCUUCAGGCAUUACCUACGCGUGCCUAUUUGGACCAAACAGUUGUGCCUAUCUUACUACAGGGACUUGCUGUAUUAGCAAAGGAGAGGGCUUCUCCACAUAUCAGUGUCAAGGGGUAUGGUGGCACAAUGGGCAGCCAACAGUCAAGACGGCAGUCACCCCAUCAUCCUUUCUUCCUCACUCCCUCUGCCCUGAGGUCUCCUCCAGUCAGUGCUGAGGAACAGGGCUGCCAUCAAAUGGGGUCGCAACACCAAGGUUGGGAUCCACUGUUGUAGACCGCAGUUAAAAUAUGUUAGAUGCUUCCAUGAACUGUGACAGUUUUUCUCUUAGCUGUUAGAAGCUGGAUUCCCAGGAUUUAUGAUCCAUGUAAGUUUGACUGAAAAAAUAAAAUCUGCAGUACUUACCUAGUGAGACUUAACUGUUUGCAUGUUACAGUGCUUUUUAUCCAAGAAUUUCAACUUCCUGUGUGUUGGUUAGAAAUAUUUGGCAGAAGAUACUGAGAUGGCAUGAAUGCAGACUUAUCAAGAGAGGGUACUACAUCUCUCUACUUCCAGUGUGAUCUCCUUCCUUCCCUUCCAAAGCUUAGACUGACAGACUGUAGGUUUUGUCUCUUACCUUAUUUAACCCUGAACUAUAAUAUGCCAAAAUAUGGUUUCAGUGAUAGAAUGAGCGUUUUUCCAUCUCCAUUUCAUAGGGAAGGUUGAAUAAAAGUUUUUUCUAGUUUUUGUCUAGAGCUUACGUAAGAGCAUGAAAACAUUCUUAAUUUAAUGCUUUUAUAAUUAAAUCUGUUUUGGUGAAGAUGAUUGUUGUUCAGGUAUUUUUUCAUAUAAUAAAAGGUUACUCUACUUUUUCUCUUCUUUUU